UUUUUUGGGUGGAAAUAUCUAUUAGUUCCUAUCUCUGGCCUCAUUUUUAUUUUCUCGGUCUCUUUCUUCUCCUUUUUCUUCUUCUGCUGCUGGUGGUGGUGAUUUUGGGUCCAAUGUUUCGAUCUUUUUUGUGUAAAUCAGGAGGAACUCUUAAAAGUCAACUCAUCAAUGGAGAAUCUUCUUCUUCAACAGCAGCAGCUAGGUAUUUUCUCUUUUCAUCUCAGCAUCAAGAGGUUGUAAUUUUAAAAUCUAGGGUUACUUCCAUCUUGUAUUCCUUCUCUACUUCUACUGCUACUGCUGGUAAUCUUACUUCUUCUGAUUCUGAUUCUUCAUUUGUGGUUUCUUAUCUGAUUAAUUCAUGUGGGUUAUCUGAAUCUGAAGCUAUUACUGCUUCUAAAAAACUCAAUUUCAAAACCACAUCUAAUCCUGAUUCAGUCUUAAUCCUACUUAAAACAUACGGAUUUACUGAAUCCCACAUUUCUAAAUUAAUCCCUAAACACCCACUCAUCCUCUUGGCCAAUCCUCAUAAAACCCUUAAACCCAAACUUGAUUUCUUCAGAUCAAAAGGGCUUUAUGAAAUUGAGCUUGCCAAUUUCAUCUCAACUGUCCCUGGAUUACUGAUGCAAAGCUUAAAUAAAGAAAUAAUUCCUUCCUUUGAUAAACUUAGGAGCCUUGUUCAGUAUGAUGAAAGCGUCAUUAAAAUGAUUCCAAGAAGUUCUUGGAUUCUCAGGGAAAGUCGAGUUCAAAAAGUGAUGGUCAACAUAGAGCUUUUGAGAAAUCAAGGUGUCCCUCAAACUAAUAUUUCUAACUAUCUAAUCAACCAACCUAGAAAAUUUACUGGAGAUGCCAAUAGUUUUAGAGAGAUUGUAGACAAGGUUAAAGACAUGGGUUUUAAUCAUUUACAAACCGCAUUUCUCAGGGGAAUAAUCGGAUUGGCAUCGAUGAACGAAGCCAAUUGGAAAAAUAAGAUGGAUGUUUACAAGAGAUGGGGUUGGUCUGAGAAUCACAUUCAAACAGCAUUUAGGAAAUAUCCUGGUUGUAUGUCGGCCUCAGAGAAGAAGAUUAUGGCAAUUAUGAAUUUUCUUGUGAAUGAAAUGGGUUACGAGUCUUUGAGUAUUGCAGAAUACCCAACAGUUAUUAAUUGUAGCUUGAAGACGAGGAUUAUCCCAAGGUGUUAUGUUAUGAGGAUUCUAGUCUCCAGAGGUCUGAUCAAAGAAAAAAUUCCUAUAAGCACAAUGUCAACAAUGCUAGACGAGUCUUUUCUGAAGAAGUUUGUAAUAAAGUAUGAGCAAGAAGUUCCUGAACUGAUGAAGGUAUACCGAGGUCAGUUGAAUUACCAAGAGCUACUUCAGAACUGAAGGAAUUGUCGAGAUGAAUGCGCAGUACCGGAUUUAUGAAUUUUCAAGUGUGAAACCAAAUGAUGUAUACUUCAGGCAGGGUUUGCCUCAAUAGAGAGAGAGGAAGCAUAUGCGGGUUGUGUCUACUGUUUCAACAUGGUAGGAUAGAAAAUGGGGUAAAUGAAAGCCUUACGAAAAGAUUUUGUUGGAUGCUUUGUUUUGAUACUUAUUUCUACAGUCUGGUAACCAUGAAUUGCCUAAUCGCAUUGCUCAAUAAGCUAUGGUACAGCGACUAGCUAUUAUCAGUCAGUCAAAGUUCCACCUCCCGCAGCAUCAACAUAAUCAUCAUUGCUGCUUGGAAAACUGCGUUCCUUCAUGGACAGGCUGCUGCAAGGCUGCUAAGGCACACAAAGCACAAGUCUGACUAUCAUAUUGUCUGUUUUACUUUUCUAGUUUCUUUGAGUAUCUUGAGUUAAUAUUUCCUAGUUUCGUAUUAGAACUUACUGUCAGAAGGAUGCUGUUUAGUUGUAUUUAGUAAAUAAACCAAUGUAAGUCUUGAACAUAAGAACAAACAAUCAACAGUUAUUCUUUCUUAU
Messenger RNA from Papaver somniferum (opium poppy), 1933 nucleotides. RefSeq lists its product as uncharacterized. Gene Ontology annotation, biological process: chloroplast organization; regulation of DNA-templated transcription. NCBI's taxonomy places the organism in Eukaryota, Viridiplantae, Streptophyta, Magnoliopsida, Ranunculales, Papaveraceae. The transcript is spliced from 2 exons. Gene Ontology annotation, molecular function: double-stranded DNA binding. Bases 114 to 1358 code for a protein of 414 amino acids. Gene Ontology annotation, cellular component: chloroplast. The record is from RefSeq and is a predicted model, not a curated record.